Molecule: messenger RNA, 1714 nt
Organism: Perca flavescens (yellow perch)
Lineage: Eukaryota; Metazoa; Chordata; Actinopteri; Perciformes; Percidae
Gene: fkbp2
Product: FKBP prolyl isomerase 2
Exons: 2
Coding region: 826-1242 (138 amino acids)
Biological process (GO): protein peptidyl-prolyl isomerization
Cellular component (GO): endoplasmic reticulum
Molecular function (GO): peptidyl-prolyl cis-trans isomerase activity
Source: RefSeq, a predicted model, not a curated record
CCUCCUUCACUUCUUUCACAAAUGUCUCUCUGACUCGCCUGAGGCGGCUGCCCAUCUCUCCCAGGUCACCAGGGACUCUGCCGGCCUCGUCCCGGACCUGCCGCAGCGUCUGGGACCGCAUGACCCGCUCAGAGGCAUCCCUGCCGGCUAUCUGAGCCUUGGUGAUGGCGUAGGCUGUUAUCUGGGCCGCCCUGCGAAUCGGUCGAGACUCUGCCAACUUCUCAACGACAUGGAGGUUGUUCAGGAGGUUAAAUAACAUACGAGCGAGCAUGUUGUCGAGUGUUUCCAAAGAUCCUUGACACGUUAGCCAGUUAGCUAGCACAGCAGUCGCGUAUUUCUGCCCUGUAAUGACAACAAGUUAACUGGAAUCGUCGACGGUAUGUUAUACUGUAAUGUAUGUUGCGCUGUGGUGUAAAUGUCAGUAACUUGUAUAACGUACAUAAAAGGUUGACUUACUUCAGCUGAACCGACCAUUAGGUUGCAUUAGAUGACCUAACAUGCUGUGGAGUGAGGCUGAAGUUGGUUUAGAUGUGAUUCCUUUAGGUUUCCACUUAACAUUGUCCUUCGCCCAACGCACGAAUUCACAACUCAAAAUCUACGAAUAAGAAGCUAACUUCAACGUUGUGGCAAACGGUUUUCCGGACCUUUUUGUUGGUAACACCAGCCGGGGAAAUACGUCCGGUCGUAUCGUAUGAAUAUCCGCUUUCGGUACUAAUUUCCCUUAUUCAUCCCCCCCGAGAAUUUGCGUACGGAGCGUUGAGCUUAGUCUUCUCUCCAAACUAAACCCUUCAACACGUGGGAAGUAGCUAAGUGGACUGUGCAGCCAUGCAGGUGAUUGUGUUGUUCGCCGUGGCCGUGCUGUCUCUGAGCCCCGCGGCAGUGAGCGGAGCCGACAAGAAGAAGCUACAGAUCGGCAUCAAGAAGCGAGUGGACAACUGCCCUAUCAAGUCCCGCAAAGGAGACGUGCUGAACAUGCACUACACGGGCAAGCUGGAGGACGGCACGGAGUUUGACAGCAGCAUUCCCCGCGACAGGCCCUUCACCUUCACCCUGGGCACCGGGCAGGUGAUCAAAGGAUGGGACCAGGGCCUGCUGGGCAUGUGCGAGGGCGAGAAGAGGAAGCUGGUCAUCCCCGCCGAGCUGGGCUACGGAGACAGGGGAGCUCCCCCAAAGAUCCCCGGAGGAGCGACGCUCAUCUUCGAAGUGGAGCUGCUCAGCAUCGAGAGGAGAUCCGAGCUUUGAUGAAGAGGAGAUGGCAAACUUUCAAAACGUUCCUGGAGCUGCUGCAGUAUUACGUGGAGAUCAUCUGACCUGAUGAAGACUACAUGAGAAAUCUGGGAGUAUAAAUGGCUACCCCCCACAGAGCCACUGUCCUCCUUUCACUGGCUUAGCUUAUUGUGCUCUGAUUUAUUGGUCUGAAGUUUUUAUAUGAUACAAGAUGUGGUGUAUGUCCUUGGUGAACAUGAGUAGAACUGACGGUAAACAGCUAAACCUAGUAUUUGGAUGUGGGUUAAUAAGGGAGUCAUGUCCUGCUGUUUCAUCUAACUUUUUUUUUUUUUUUUUAAUAGUCUGUGAUUUAUAAGCAGGUUUAUUCAUAUUUGUAUGUUCAUAAAAUAAUUUAGUCAGAAGUCAGGACGGGGACGAAUUAGGAUCAAUGUUUUUGUUCACUUUCAAUAUUUGUAUUAUGAUAAUAAAAUGUUGACUUUACGGGAAA